AUGUCUAAAUACGAGACAAGACUUUUCAUCGAUGGAGAGUUUGUCAACUCCAUCUCCGGCAAAACUUUCAAGACCAUCAACCCUGCAACUGAGGAGGUCAUUUGCGAAGUGCAAGAAGCGCUUCCAGAGGACGUGGAUCGUGCCGUGAUCGCUGCAAACAAAGCCUUUGAACGAGGAUCGCCAUGGCGAGAGAUGGACGGCACCAAGAGGAGGGACCUGCUCUUGAAACUCGCAGACCUCAUGGAGCAGAACAAAGAGGAGCUUGCAGUGUUGGAGUCACUGAACAACGGCAAACCCGUCUCAUCAAGUCACGGCGAUCUUUCCCUAGCAAUCCAGCAUUUCCGUUACUUUGCAGGAUGGGCCGACAAGAUCGAAGGCAAAACGCUGCCAGUAGAGGGCAACUUUUUCGCUUACACAUGGCAUGAGCCGAUCGGACCAGUUGGACAGAUCAUUCCCUGGAAUUUCCCAGUGCUCAUGCUUGCUUGGAAGCUUUGCCCUGCUUUAGCUGCUGGAUGCACUGUUGUUCUCAAGAGCUCUGAGAAAACUCCGCUUUCCGCCUUGUACUGUGCAGGGCUUAUCCAACAGGCGGGCUUUCCGAAAGGAGUUGUCAAUAUUGUGUCUGGCUUUGGAGAUCCGACCGGAAAAGCAAUUGCCAGUCACAUGGACUUGAUGAAGAUUGCUUUCACUGGCUCGUCAAUGACUGGACGUCUGAUACAGAAGUAUGCAGCAGAGAGCAACAUGAAGAAUGUGAGCCUCGAGCUAGGAGGAAAGUCUCCUCUCAUCAUUCUGGAGGAUGCUGAUUUGGAGCAAGCUUUGGGUCUUGCUCAGCUUGGACUUUUUCUCAACCAAGGCCAAACGUGCUGUGCAAGCUCUCGCAUCUUUGUGCAGGAGAGCAUCUAUGACAAGUUUGUCGAGUUGGCGACUCAGCAGUCCAAGGCUAGGGUUCUUGGCGAUCCAAAUAACCCUGCAACCAUGCAAGGGCCACAGGUGGACAAGAUACAAUUCGAUCGAGUCAUGGGCUACAUCGAGAAGGGAAAGAAGGAAGGGGCCCGACUCACGACAGGAGGAGAAAGGUUUGGAGACAAAGGAUACUUCAUUCAGCCCACUGUAUUUGCCGAUGUCCAAGACAAUAUGGUGAUCGCCAAGGAGGAAAUCUUCGGUCCAGUGAUGUCUUUGAUGAAAUUCAAAACUGUUGAAGAGGUGAUUGACCGCGCUAACAACACCUCCUUCGGCCUGGCAGCUGGUGUGUGCACCAAGAACGUCCAGGUCGGCUUGAAGAUUGCAAGAGCUCUUCGAGCAGGAACUGUUUGGUUCAACUGCUUCAAUAACUUUGAUGCUGCUGUUCCUUUCGGAGGAUACAAGGAGAGCGGAAUUGGACGCGAGAAAGGACCUUAUGCUCUGGAAAACUAUUUGGAGGUCAAGAGCGUCAUGAUUCCUUUUGACCCAUAG
Messenger RNA from Guillardia theta CCMP2712, 1449 nucleotides. RefSeq lists its product as hypothetical. The transcript has 5 exons. The record is from RefSeq and is a predicted model, not a curated record. Lineage: Eukaryota; Cryptophyceae; Pyrenomonadales; Geminigeraceae. Gene Ontology annotation, molecular function: aldehyde dehydrogenase (NAD+) activity. The coding region runs from base 1 to 1449 and encodes 482 amino acids.